UUUUUUUUUUUUUGACGCUUGGACGCGUUCGACAACAAUCAGGCGGAUUUAUCCUCAGCACAGGCGUGGCGACGACGACAUCUGUGUUUCUUUUUUCCUCUGACUUGGACGGCAGGGCCUCUUGGCAUUUGGUUGCGUGCAGUGGAGAGCUGUGGGUUGCCUGGGCUUGGCUAGAAACCCACCGUCGUGCAAAGCGGCUCGUCAAAGACCAGUGACCAUGAGUUUUGACAACGAUUAUGAUUACCUUGUCAAGCUCUGUGCCGUUGGUGACAGCCAGGUUGGCAAGUCAAGCAUCAUUCAACGGUUUGCCAACGGCAUCUUCCCAGAGUUUCAUGGCCCCACCAUUGGCGUCGACUUUUUCUUUCGAACGGUCGAGAUGAAAGGAAAGCAGGUCAAAAUUCAAGUGUGGGAUACUGCUGGCCAAGAGCGGUUUCAGAGCAUUACCCAAUCCUAUUAUCGUGGAGCGCACGGCAUCAUUUUUGUGUAUGAUCUGACAGAUGUGGUAUCAGCCCAAAGUUUGUCACGGUGGUAUGAAGAUGUCAAAAAGUCGGCGCGCUCCGAUAUCAAGUGCAUUGUGGUAGGCAACAAGGCCGACAUCAAAAAGUCGGACGAUGCAUUGGAUAUUGCAACCGAGUUUGCAUCGCGCCAUCGAUUGGCUCACGUGGUCGUUAGCGCCAAAACUGCCGACAACGUAAGCAAGGCUUUUCUGAACCUUGCCGAGGACUGCCUAGGUGCAGAGACCGUCAAUGCGGGCAAGGGUAAUUCAAAGAUUCCCGUGACUCUUGGCAAGCCUGUCAGCUCUGGCGGCGGCUGUUGCUAGUUCCUUGAAGUCCAUCUGACGAUUAGAAGGAUGUCUGGCUUGUCGUGGCUUGGCGUAGGGCAGAGCCCGAAGCACAUUUAUCGCAGACGUGCAUGUGUUCAUGUGUUGUGUGAGUUUUCAUCGAUGUUUUCCUUCCUUCUUGGCUAGAUUUGGCAGUUUUUUUUUUUUUUUUUUCCAAUCGUAUUCUGGUACUGGUUGUUCUCCUUUCCUUUCCUUUCGAGCGCCCUCUUUUGAAAAAUUCAAUUGUUUUUUGGCCCUA
Monosiga brevicollis MX1 is the source of this 1079-nucleotide messenger RNA. RefSeq lists its product as uncharacterized. The record is from RefSeq and is a predicted model, not a curated record. Bases 218 to 820 code for a protein of 200 amino acids. Lineage: Eukaryota; Choanoflagellata; Craspedida; Salpingoecidae. The transcript is spliced from 6 exons. Gene Ontology annotation, molecular function: GTPase activity; GTP binding. Gene Ontology annotation, biological process: protein secretion; regulation of exocytosis.